Triticum turgidum subsp. durum (durum wheat) is the source of this 621-nucleotide messenger RNA. The record is from the annotation of a GenBank genome assembly. NCBI's taxonomy places the organism in Eukaryota, Viridiplantae, Streptophyta, Magnoliopsida, Poales, Poaceae.
AUGACUUUCCACCAAAGAUCGAUAAGUUUGCCUUCUAGGCCUCACGUCAGUGAGACCGAAGUCGAGGAAGAGCUCCACCACCUAGAAGCAAGCCUCUCUUCCUCCAGUUCCAUCAGCACGAUGUGCGAUGGUCUUAGGAGUCUUGCAAACAUCUACGAUGGUCUUGAAGAGAUUAUCUGCCUACCAAGCAACCAAGUUUGCUCCUCCCAGAAGAGGAACAUGUUGGAUGGAGAGAUGGGAUGCUCCAUUGAGCUCUUAGAUCUCUGCAGCACCAUGCAAGAGACCUUCACCGAGAUGAUGGUCAUCAUCCAAGAGCUCCAACUGGCUCUACGAAAAGGAGAUGAUGCGGCUGCUCAAGCCAAGAUCCAGUCUUUUACUCGCUUGGCGAAGAAGGCCAGGAAACAUUUCAAGAAGACACUCCAUCUCUUGUCGAAGCAAAUUGAAAUGCCAAAGCAGUCUCUUGUCUGCAAGGCAUUUUACAAGAAGAAGGCCGUUGUUUGCGAGGAGGAGAAAUUGCAGGAGUUAGAGUGCAGCAUCCAAGAUCUUCAGAAUGGAGCAGGAAAUCUGUUUAGGAAAUUAGUCCAGAACAGAGUUUCUCUUCUAAACAUUCUUAGCUCAUAG